AUGGCGUCGGGAUCUCUGGAUGACAUUACGAUGGCCGGCGUAGGUGGUGGUGGUGAUGGCGGGGCCAUCGGAUCAGCAUGGGCGGAGGAGGAGGAGGAGGAUGUGGUUGAGUCGCCGCCGGUGUUCGUGUCCAUGUCCGUGUUCCUGUUGCUCAUUCUCUGUCUUUGUCUCUUUAACUUCGACGGAGCAACAUUCGGUGAAUCUAGCUCUGCUGGUUUGGGAGCAAUAAUUCGCAAUGACAUGGGUCUAGUUAUGGCUGCUUUUACACAACACAUUCCACUGCCUACAUCUGUAGAGAUGGUGGAAGUAUUGGCAGCUCGGGGUGCCCUCUGCUUUGCAAAGGAUCUCGGCUUCAACAAGGUAAUUGUGGAAGGUGACUCUGAGAUUAUCAUUAAAGCUCUUAGCAGUAAUGGUCUCUCUGCUUCCAGCUUUGGACACAUUUUGCAGGAUAUCAAAUCGGUGUCCUCAUCGCUUGGAAGUGUUCUCUUUAAUCAUACUCGUAGACAGGGCAAUAGAGUUGCCCACGGGCUGGCUAGAAUGGCAUGGUGGUUUCUCAAAAAAAAAAAAAAUAAUUCAAAACCCAUUAUUAAGACCAAGAUUUAUCAUCCAAAUUCAUACAAGUUCAUUCAAACCAGGCCAUUCUCUAGUGGAAACAAUUCAAAUCCUGUUGAUUCUGCAAUCCCAGUUGUUUCCACUAUUAGUUCACCAUUUGAUGCUUCACAGCCUAUUGAUGCAGGCUCUUCGAUUCGAAAACCGAUUAGUCUAUGGCCUGGAAUGUACCAUUCGCCUGUGAGAAAUGCUCUGUGGGAAGCAAGGUCGAGCAUAUUUGAAAAUGUUGUGGAUACAUCAACUGAUGGGGCUUCACAAGAAGAACUUGUGAAGAAAACUCCGGGGCAAAGCCGUACUAGUAUUGUGUAUAAGUUCUCGUCAGAUUAUAUACUCAGAGAGCAAUACAGGAAUCCAUGGAAUGAGAUUAGGAUGGGGAAGUUGUUGGAGGAUCUUGAUGCUCUUGCUGGAACCAUUGCAUUCAAGCACUGCUGCAAUGAUGAUGGCACAACAAGACCUUUGCUAUUAGUUACAGCUUCUGUUGACAAGAUGGUUCUGAAGAAACCCAUCCAAGUUGACGCUGAUUUGAAAAUAGUUGGUGCUGUUACAUGGGUUGGGCGGUCUUCCAUGGAGAUUCAACUAGAAGUGACUCAGUCCAAGAAAGAGGCCACAAAUGGGUUAGAUUCACUAUCUCUUAUAGCUAACUUCACAUUUGUGGCUCGGGAUUCCAACACCGGAAAAUCAGCUCUAGUUAAUCAGGUCUCACCUGAAAGUGAACAAGAGAAGAUACUUUGGGAGGAAGCAGAAGAAAGGAACAAACUUAGGAAAAAGAGGAGAGCAGAACGUAAAAAAGAUUUUGAGAAUGAAGAUUCAGAUAGGCUCAAUGCAUUGUUGGCCGAAGGGCGAAUCUUCUGUGAUAUGCCAGCAUUGGCAGACAGAGAUAGCAUCCUGAUUAGGGAUACUUGCCUUGAUAACUCUUUUAUUUGCCAGCCGCAACAAAGGAACAUCCAUGGUCGUAUUUUUGGAGGAUUUUUGAUGCGAAGAGCAUUUGAACUGGCCUUCUCAACAACUUAUGCCUUUGCUGGUGUACAACCACACUUUCUAGAAGUUGAUCAUGUUGAUUUCUUUAAACCUGUGGAUGUUGGAAAUUUCCUCCGGUUCAAGUCUUGUGUGCUCUACACUGAACUUGAGAACCCAGCUGAACCUCUGAUAAAUGUGGAAGUUGUUGCACAUGUUACAAGGCCUGAGUUCCGGAGCAGUGAGGUGAGCUUUUUUUUUUCCCCAGCGGGGGGCUUCUGCAUGGACAUGAAAAUAAAACUUUUUCCAUUUCUGGUGUUCCAAUUGCAUCUGAACCACAAAUUUAACCUUUGGAGUAGGCAUUAUUUAUCCACCCAAAUAAUGAGAAGCAAAUGAAUUAAGGUUAAAAGUGACCAAAAAUGAUUUCAACCUUACAAAAGGAUAGUUUUCAUGAAAAUCUAUUCACUUAAAAUAUUGAAUAUAUUCAAGCAAAUGCACUCAUAUCAAAUGCUAUGAAAGACAUAACAAACAUAUAUUAAAUGCACUAUGAAAUGAAAUGGGAUGAUUUCACCUACCAUCCUGGUUUGUAUUUAUAACCUGCAGAGCUUAGAAUACAAAUGUCUUUGUUUUGUUUCAUGUAUUGCAAUUGAACAGGUGUCCGACAAAUUCUAUUUUACAUUCUCGGUCAAUCCUAAGGCUAUGAGAAGUGGACUGAAGAUUCGGAAUGUUGUUCCUGCUACAGAAGAGGAAGCACGGCGGGUGCUUGAACGCAAGGAUGCUGAGGGAUCUUAGUUUGGUAAAUCAUGAAUACAUCUUUCUUCUUCGUGAAAGAAUGAAGCAUAAGUGAAGAAAGUGUUACAGACUUUUCUUGAUUUUGAAAAGAUUAUCUUAGCUUGGACUACAGAGAAUCAGUAACAUUUUGGGAUUGGAAAGUAAACCAUUUGUGAUAUGUGGUUUACAAGAACAGUUGGUCCCUUCUUAGCUCAAGCGAGAACAAUAGAAAUUGGGAAAAAUUUAGGUACAAUUUCUUAGGUGUUGUAUUAUAGGUUCUUCAAUUAAAUCAAACAGUUUGAUUGCAUUGAUCAAUACAGCAAAAAUAAUGUUAUCCUCUCCCAAGGAUAAUUAAUUAAAUUGUUUGGCUUCUUGACUAUUGCAAUCACACGGUUGAAUUUAAUUAGGAAACCUAAGAUACAACGGCUAAAGAAUUGUGCUUAAGCUUUGUCCAUAAAAUUUCUUUUAGAAUCUCUCUCAAAUAAGACCAAGUUGACAUUUGAACCAGUAGCCCUCAAAACCCUUUGCCACCUUGGCCGAGUUGUAGGGAUAAGAUUUGAUUCGAUCAGGUAGCUUAAAGACUAUCGAAGUUAUUGAUGUAUAUGUCUACUCAUUUACCCGAGCACAUGUAUUCAUGACUGUCUUGUUCAUAA
Messenger RNA from Quercus lobata, 2987 nucleotides. RefSeq lists its product as uncharacterized. Gene Ontology annotation, molecular function: fatty acyl-CoA hydrolase activity; nucleic acid binding; RNA-DNA hybrid ribonuclease activity. Gene Ontology annotation, biological process: acyl-CoA metabolic process. The transcript is spliced from 6 exons. Lineage: Eukaryota; Viridiplantae; Streptophyta; Magnoliopsida; Fagales; Fagaceae. The record is from RefSeq and is a predicted model, not a curated record. The coding region runs from base 1 to 1959 and encodes 652 amino acids.